AUGGCCAGCAGCCCUUUGCCAGGCGCCACCGACCUCCUCCUGUCCGCCCCGUCGAACGCCUUCCCGUCGGACUCGCUGAGCCAGGGGCCGCCCCCUCCGCCUCCACGCGGCGGCCCUCCUCACCCGGGCGCCAUGAAGCCCAACCAAGUGGGCCAGGUGAUCCUGUACGGCAUCCCCAUCGUGUCUCUGGUGAUCGACGGGCAGGAGCGGCUCUGCCUGGCGCAGAUCUCCAACACGCUGCUGAAGAACUUCAGCUACAACGAGAUCCACAACCGUCGCGUGGCGCUGGGCAUCACGUGCGUGCAGUGCACCCCGGUGCAGCUGGAGAUCCUGCGCAGGGCGGGCGCCAUGCCCAUCUCGUCGAGGCGCUGCGGCAUGAUCACCAAGAGGGAAGCCGAGCGGCUCUGCAAGUCCUUCCUGGGGGAGAACCGGCCGCCCAAGCUGCCGGACAACUUCGCCUUCGACGUGUCGCACGAGUGCGCCUGGGGCUGCCGGGGCAGCUUCAUCCCGGCCCGCUACAACAGCUCCCGGGCCAAGUGUAUCAAAUGCAGCUACUGCAGCAUGUACUUCUCGCCCAACAAGUUCAUCUUCCACUCGCACCGCACCCCCGACGCAAAGUACACGCAGCCGGACGCCGCCAACUUCAACUCCUGGCGGCGCCACCUCAAACUGACCGACAAGACCCCGCAGGACGAGCUGGUCUUCGCCUGGGAGGACGUCAAGGCCAUGUUCAAUGGCGGCAGCCGAAAGAGGGCCCUCCCGCAGGCCUCGCACGCCCACCACCCUGGAGGGGGCGGUGGAGGAGGAGGAGGCUCCGGCCCUCACUGCCACCCUUUGGGCGCCGUCAAGGCGGCGGUGGUGGGCGUCGGAGGAGGCCUGCUCAGCCCGCACCUGCUGGGCGCGCCGCCCCCGCCGCCCCCUGACCUACACCAGAAGCGCGGCCGCUUCGACGACGACGAGGAGCUACAGGAAGCAGUGGCGGCAGCCGCGGCGGCUGCAGCGGCCGUUGCGCACGGCGGCGCCGGGAAAGCGCAAAGGAACUACCCGGUCAUCCCGGUGCCCAGCAAGGGCUCCUCCUUCGGGGGGGUCCUGCAGAAGUUCCCCGGCUGCGGGGGCCUCUUCCCGCACCCGUACGGCUUCCCGGCGGCCGCCUUCAGCCUCUGCCACAAGAAAGAGGACUCAGAGGGGCUGGGAGUUGGGGCGCAAGGCGGACCCGCGGGACACAAAGCAGCAGGUGCCGCCCCGACAACAGGAGCGGGCCUCUCGGGGCUGUUCUGGCCCGGUACUAGGAAGGACGCGGCGGCCGCGGCCGCAGCUUUCUAUCCGCCUUUCUGCAUGUUUUGGCCGCCGCGCACCCCGGGGGCGCUCCCGGGGCUGCCCACGUACUUGCAGCCCGCUCCGCAGCCGCCCACUUGCACUGCCCUGGGCGGAGAGAACCCCAGCUUGCUGCGCCAAGCCUUCCUGGACCUCGCCGACCCCGGCAGCGAAGGGGGAGCCGCCGGGCUGGGCACGCCGCCCGCCGCAGCCGCCCCACAAGCGAGCGGCGGAGGCAGCAGCAGCAGCGGCAGGGACCCACGGGCUUUCGACGGCAGCGAGGCGGCCUGUUCUCCCGCGGCGGAGGGAGGCGGCAGCGGCGGCGGAGGGUCGCGGGGCUCGGCGCCUCACCAGCCCCACCUGCUGGACGGGCAGCCGCGGGGCAAAUCCGGCGCGUCCUACCACCACUCCAGCGCCUUCCGUCCAGUGGGAGGCAAAGAGGACUCGGAAAGCCUAGCUAAGCUGCACCACCAUCACCCGGCGCCGCGUUCCUCGUCCUCGCCGCCGCCCCUCUUAUUGCUGCCGCCCCCCGAGCGGGAGCCAGGGGGCUGCGAACGCCCCCUCCAGCCCUCCGGCCACCGCCUGCUCUCCCCGGGAGGCACCAGUUGCAGCUACCCCAGCGAGGAGAGCAGCGAGGAGGAAGAGGAGGAGGAGGAGGAGGAAGAAGAAGAGCCGGAGGUGGACGUUGAGAGCCACAAACUGCCGGAGGAGGAGGAGGAACCGGAGGAGGAACCGGAGGAGGAAGAGGAAGACGAGCAGGAGGUGGUGGACCCCGUCGGGGGAGCCGGCCGCUACCUGCAGAGCCGGGGGCUGACGGACAAGGGCGCCUCCCGGGACAGGCCGAGCGGAGCAGCCUCUGCAGUGGCCGCCGCCCCGACGGGGCCUUACCCCGCGGCCUCCUGCCGGCCGGCUCCAGAGGAGGAGAAGUCGGGGAUCCAGAAAGGCAAGGAAGGGAACCAGGUUGCCGCGUCGGCGAAGGAAGACAACAGCUUCUCAGAGAAGAGCAAGGAACACAGUUUUUUCAUCACAGACGCCGAACAUCCAGGAGGGGAUUUCUGGAGAAAUAUUGCAGGCGAACCCAUACAGGAAACCAAUUCACCUCAUUCUCUGAAAAAGGAUGUCGAAAACAUGGGAAAAGAAGAACUUCAGAAGGUCUUGUUUGAGCAGAUAGACCUGCGGCGGAGACUAGAACAGGAAUUCCAGGUCCUGAAAGGAACCGCCUCUUUCCCUGUAUUCAAUAAUUUUCAAGACCAGAUGAAGCGGGAAUUGGCCUACAGAGAAGAAAUGGUUCAACAGUUACAAAUUAUCCCCUAUGCAGCAAGCUUGAUCAGGAAAGAAAAACUCAGCACGCAUCUCAGCAAAAGCUAAAAGGCAAGCAGGAGCGCAGGAUCCUCUGAUAAGAAACUACCCACCCAUCGCUUUGAUUUCAGACUUACUUGAAGACUGAAAAUAGAAGGGCUUUGGGUGUUUUAUUAAAAAAAAUAAGGAAGAAACAAAAAUAAAUCAGGUUCCAUUGAACCCAAGGACAAGUGACCUCAAAGUUUCAUGGACAACCAUGUAAAUUAGAAUGUAGCAGACAUUUAUUAAUUUCAAAAGAAGAAGAAGAGGAG
This is a messenger RNA of Lacerta agilis (Sand lizard), 2924 nucleotides long. RefSeq names its product SKI family transcriptional corepressor 2 (gene SKOR2). NCBI's taxonomy places the organism in Eukaryota, Metazoa, Chordata, Lepidosauria, Squamata, Lacertidae. Gene Ontology annotation, cellular component: transcription regulator complex; nucleus. The record is from RefSeq and is a predicted model, not a curated record. The transcript has 8 exons. Gene Ontology annotation, biological process: negative regulation of BMP signaling pathway; negative regulation of transcription by RNA polymerase II. Bases 1 to 2682 code for a protein of 893 amino acids. Gene Ontology annotation, molecular function: RNA polymerase II cis-regulatory region sequence-specific DNA binding; DNA-binding transcription factor activity, RNA polymerase II-specific; SMAD binding.